Capsella rubella is the source of this 1424-nucleotide messenger RNA. RefSeq names its product myb-related protein 306. NCBI's taxonomy places the organism in Eukaryota, Viridiplantae, Streptophyta, Magnoliopsida, Brassicales, Brassicaceae. The coding region runs from base 110 to 1105 and encodes 331 amino acids. The record is from RefSeq and is a predicted model, not a curated record. Gene Ontology annotation, biological process: response to auxin. The transcript has 4 exons.
AGAGAGAGAGAGAGGGAGAGAGGAGGAGGCUGACUUUGGAGAGCCAGAGAGUAAAUGCAUUUGGCUGUCCAUGUUGACUCUUUGAAAGUGAUAUAUAGAAGAGAUUGAGAUGGGAAGACCACCGUGUUGUGACAAGAUUGGAGUGAAGAAAGGGCCAUGGACACCAGAGGAAGAUAUCAUCUUGGUUUCUUACAUCCAAGAACAUGGUCCUGGAAACUGGAGAUCUGUUCCUACUCACACAGGUUUGAGGAGAUGUAGCAAAAGCUGUAGAUUAAGGUGGACUAAUUAUCUUCGACCUGGGAUUAAGCGUGGUAACUUCACUCAGCAUGAAGAGAAGAUGAUUCUACAUCUUCAAGCUCUUUUGGGAAACAGGUGGGCAGCUAUUGCAUCAUACCUUCCAGAAAGGACAGACAAUGAUAUAAAGAACUAUUGGAACACUCAUUUGAAGAAAAAGCUCAAGAAGAUGAAUGAUUCUUGUGACAGUACUAUCAAUAAUGGAGUUGAUAGCAAAGAACUUUCUUCACCAAACAAGAACACUACUUCAAAUCAAAGUAACAGCUCCAGCAAAGGUCAAUGGGAGAGAAGGCUUCAGACAGAUAUCAACAUGGCUAAACAAGCUCUUUGUGAUGCUUUGUCUCUUGACAAACCACAAAGCCAGACUAAUUUCUCUAUAACCGAUCUUGGUUAUGGUCCAUCAUCUUCUUCUUCCUCUACCACCACCACCACCACGAAAAGUACUAAUCCAUACCCAUCUGGAGUUUAUGCUUCAAGUGCUGAGAACAUCGCUCGUUUGCUUCAGAACUUCAUGAAAGACACACCAAAGACCUCGGUGCCCUCACCAGUUGCAGCCACAGAGAUGGCUAUUACCACGGCAGCUUCGAGCCCUAGCACAACGGAAGGAGAAGGAGAAGGGAUUGACCAUUCUUUAUUCAGCUUCAACUCCAUGGAUGAAGCUGAAGAGAAGCCUAAAGUAAUAGACCAUGACAUUAAUGGUCUAAUUACACAAGGCUCUCUUUCUUUGUUCGAGAAAUGGCUCUUUGAUGAGCAAAGUCACGAUAUGAUCAUUAAUAACAUGUCAUUAGAGGGUCAAGAAGUGUUGUUCUAGAAAGAAAGCAAAAAAAAAAAGAUUGACGAUUUACUUGAGAAACGACGAGGCUUAGUUAUAAACAAGUUGUGUAAUAAUUAAGUACUCUUUAGUUUUGUUUUAAUCCUUAAUUAUGUCUCAUAUUGCAGUAAUUAGGGAUUUUAGUCAUGAGUAGUAGUGACUUUUAAGUUUUAACACGAUGUUCUCUAUUUUUUUCUGUGGAGAUGUUAUCUUCUUUUUUUUUUUUCUUUCUUUGUCGACGUGGAGAUGAUAUCUUCUAUGUAGUAGAAACUCAAAACGUAUACAUCAUCUUUAUUAAUGUAACGUUGGUUUUUUUUUA